AUGGAUUUGACUCCGAGAAAAAAACUAAAGUAUCUGAUAAUCAUCUCGUUGUUAGUGUUAUCAUUACGUCAUCAAGAUUAUAACAUUGAAGCACACAAUUCAGACAGAGUAGUGAAUCUUCCCGAACAACCAUCGAAUCCAGAGGUUUCUCACUUCUCAGGCUAUGUCAAUGUUAAUCAAGAAAACACAAGAUCACUCUUCUUCUGGUUCUUUGAAGCCUUGUCUGAAUCUCCAUCAACAAGACCUCUAGUUCUCUGGCUCAAUGGAGGUCCUGGAUGUUCAUCUAUUGGAUAUGGAGCAGCAUCUGAAUUAGGACCUUUUCGUGUCGCUGAAAAUGGCACACGCCUUACAUUCAAUCAAUACUCUUGGGUCCAAGAAGCGAAUAUGUUAUUUUUGGAAUCACCGGUUGGAGUAGGGUAUUCGUACACCAACUCAUCUUCCGAUUUGGACAACCUCAACGACAGUUUCGUUGCGGAAGAUGCAUACAAUUUCAUGGUUGCUUGGUUCGCAAGGUAUCCCCAAUAUAAGUCUCGUGAUUUCUUCAUCGCUGGUGAAAGCUAUGCCGGUCACUACGCACCUCAGCUAGCCGAGCUUAUAUACGACAUGAACAAAGUUAAACCAAAGGACUCCUUCAUUAACCUCAAAGGCUUCAUCGUAGGAAAUCCAUUGACGGAUGACGAGUACGAUUUUAAAGGGAUUCUAGAUUACGCGUGGAGCCACGCAGUGAUCCCGGACAAUCUCUACGACACAGCAAAACGUAACUGCAACUUCAAGUUUUCGAAUUGGUCGGAACCUUGCAUCAUCGCCAUGAAAACAGUGUUCCGAAAAUACGAAGAGAUUGACAUUUAUAACAUAUAUGCUCCCAAGUGCAACACCAAUAGCUCAUCGGGAGCUUCUUUGUUCGGUGCCGGAGAUUAUAAAUCUCCUGCGACCAAAGACUGGUUCAAGAGAGUAACAUGGUUUGAAGGAUACGAUCCUUGUUACUCUAACUACGCUGAAAUAUAUUUCAAUAGAGUCGAUGUUCGAUCGUCUAUUCAUGCCACACGAGCUGUAUCAAGGUGGAAGACUUGCAAUAAUUCAAUAUUGCGAACGUACAAUUUCACGGUCUCCUCAAUGUUGCCUACCUAUAGUAAGCUCAUCAAAGCUGGUCUCAAGAUAUGGGUUUAUAGUGGAGACGCCGAUGGGAGACUGCCGGUGAUCGGAACUCGGUAUUGGGUUGAAGCUUUAGGUCUCUCCGUCAAAUCUGAGUGGCGUUCUUGGUUCCACAAUCAUCAGGUGGGAGGGAGGAUAACGGAGUACGAGGGAGGGUUAACGUUGGUGACGGUGAGAGGAGCUGGACACUUGGUCCCACUUAACAAACCUGAAGAAGCUCUUGCGCUUUUCCGUUCCUUUCUUAACGGUCAAGAACUUCCGUCACGCCCCUAG
Messenger RNA from Microthlaspi erraticum, 1425 nucleotides. NCBI's taxonomy places the organism in Eukaryota, Viridiplantae, Streptophyta, Magnoliopsida, Brassicales, Brassicaceae. The record is from the annotation of a GenBank genome assembly.